AUGAACCGGCUUUUGACAAAGCUUGGUAUUCAGCCCUUGCACGUUCCCUUGGUCGACCGACCCAUCGAAUUCUUUACAACAGCGGACGGUUGGGAGAGGGCUUCUGCUGGAGGAAAGCACCGGCCAACCUUCGUCCGCGUGGACAUGCAGACUGGCGUAUGGCAGAUCCGAUGGGAGAGGCCUAGCCGGCCUAGCGGUCUAGCAGGAGACUCAAAGCGUGACAGAUACUUGACAGCAUUUCUUGGUACCAUGAAUCCACCCCGUCACAGUCUGAGGAGGGCCAUGUGGCGGUUUCUUCUGCUUCUCGUGCCGCUCGGUUCUGCAGCUGCGAAAGGCUCCUCGUCGCCGCUCAUGCAGGCGCUAGAUGCGACACUGGUGGAAGCGGAAGCGCGGAAAGUGCUGGAGCCGCACAUGGCUGCGAUCAAAUCGCUGGAGACGGAGGUCAUCGAGCUGGUUGUGAUGCGGCAGUGGUGGUCCCUGGCGCGCGAGCUGGUGGCCAAGUCCCACGAGCAGAAGGUGGACUUGUCCUUCUCCGUGCGGAAGGCUGUGCGGAGUCUCAAGGACGAGGCUGAUGAGCUUCUCCUGACGCUAGAUCCGAAGUACGGACAAGUGCAGCAGGUCUCUCCCUCCUUCCAGUGGGCACAGAAUGACACCGCGAUCUUCCUCUCUGUAAAGUACACGGUACGCUGGAAUGCGCCGGGAGCGCUGGAGGUCACUGACCCGUCGGUGAACAUGACGGGAAAUGUUUUCAACUUCUCCGGCCUGGGAAAGCAUUCCAACAACAAGUACAAGUACUUCCUUUCCGUCAACCUUUUCGACAACAUUGAUGCGCAGCUCUCUUCCUGGAGUGCGGCCUCGGUCGGCAAGCUCAGCGUCACCCUGCGGAAGCGGUGGCCGAGGAAGUGGCCACGACUCUUAGUAGACAAGAAGACCAAGAUCGGCAACAUGCACCUUUGGAUGGAGAUGCAGGAGAAGCUGGACUCCAGCCUUUCUGGCCUCAGCUCUGUGACCAACUCACCGGUGUCCUGCGGCCAGAUGGGGAAGCUGUACUGCAUGGCAACAGACACCUGCAAGAAGUCAGAUGCCUGCACCCAGUGCCCUGGAAAGUCAGAGCCCGAUGAGAAGGCCAACCUGUGCGCCGGCAAGCCCACCGAGAAGGCAUCCCUUAGCUUCCAGGACGCCGACAUGGAUGAAAACCAGCUCAGUGGCGAGGUGAAGAUCCACAAGGCCCGGAAUGACUUCGACGUCGACACCUAUGCCGUGUUCUGGGGCAAGGCCCAAGACCUUGACCAGAGGACUCAGAUGCCUUCCUUUGAGAGGGCUGCCUCCUCCCUAUAA
This is a messenger RNA of Symbiodinium necroappetens, 1338 nucleotides long. Lineage: Eukaryota; Dinophyceae; Suessiales; Symbiodiniaceae. The record is from the annotation of a GenBank genome assembly.